Molecule: messenger RNA, 1077 nt
Organism: Trichophyton rubrum CBS 118892
Lineage: Eukaryota; Fungi; Ascomycota; Eurotiomycetes; Onygenales; Arthrodermataceae
Exons: 3
Coding region: 1-1077 (358 amino acids)
Cellular component (GO): mitochondrion
Molecular function (GO): oxidoreductase activity
Source: RefSeq, a predicted model, not a curated record
AUGUCGGCUCAAGGCAGUAAACCACACGAGCUUCGGACAGCAACAGAGCCUCGACAGAACUCUUUUUAUAAGCUGAGGGUGUCCCAUAUAUACCAGGUCAACCCAACCAUUCGACUUAUCCGGUUCAAUAUUUUUUGCGGCUGUACCUCACUUGAUUGGUCUAAAGAUAAUUCAGAGAACUUGACGUAUAACCUGCAGCCGCCGUUGGAAUUUUCACCCGGCCAGUGGCUUGACGUUCAUAUACCAAACAUUGAACAUGCUGGGGGUUUUACAAUAACAUCCACUCCCCAGGAUGCUUCUACUCAAGAAAACAUUGAUAUAGCUGCAGAUGGAAAUGAUAAACAUCUGCCAUAUGUUGAACUAGCUAUCCAAUAUUCACCUAGUAACCCAGCUGCUAAGUGGUUUUGGCAGCCUAUAGAGCAAAUAUUGGGUUCCUAUGUCAAAGUUAGGAUCGGUGGCGGGUUUGUAUGGCCGCCACCGAAUGGUAUGGCAUUAGAUGAGAUCAAGAACAUCGUGUUUGUGGCUGGUGGCGUUGGUAUCAACCCACUCAUAUCAAUGAUUUCCUAUAUCCACCGGACGAGAUCUUGCCUACUGCCAUCUGCAAGGCUUCAUCUACUAUAUUCGACUAGAAUCCCUUCGUCGUCCACUCCUAUUAACAUGGCAGGGCCGAGUGAAGCCGUGAAUGCUUUGGCCACCGAUAGGCUAUCUAAAAUUUUAUUUUUAGACCGUCUUCAGCAAAUCAGUCGCGACUGGAACCGAGCGAAAGAUAAUACCAAUUCCCUCGACUUGCAACUGUUCCUCACAAACUCAUACCUGGAAAAUAGAGGUGGUAAUAAAGUUAAUUUUCAAUCCAGUAUACUAGAUACAGACAACCAUAUAACAGUUCAUUCCCGACGCAUUGAAGCAGGCGAUCUACACAAAGCUGUGGGCGGAAGUGAUGAGCUAAGGAGUGGUACGAUAUGCUACGUUUGUGGUCCACCGGUAAUGACUGAUGAGCUCGUUAAGGAAUUGGAGACUUUCAUUGGCAGCGAAGACGACAAAACAAGGAAAAGAGUGUUAUAUGAAAAGUGGUGGUAA